AUGAAGCUACAGCAGCUACACGAAAGCCCAUCCUUCUUCAAGGUCUUGAUGAUGGGCUUCAACCACCAGCUCCGCAUACCGCCCGAUUUCUCGCGAGAACUCGAACGAGUCCUUGUCGCGAGCACGCGGACGACACUGAGGGUAAGUUCGGGGGCUACUUGGGACGUGAAGGUGGAAAAAAUGGGAGACGGUAAUUAUAAAUUUACCGAGGGUUGGGGUGAAUUUGCUAGGGACGUCGGGUUGCAACUCGGUGAAUUUAUGGCGUUUUGGCUCGUCGGGGAAUCGCUGUUCGACGUAGCGAUUUUUGCCACACUGAGGAAGAAUUUUCGGGAGGCUGCUGGUUUGCUGGGUAAACGAAGUGUGGACCUCGUGUACCUGCCCAAGAACCAUAAACAGCACGUUGUAAUUGAUCACAGACGGCCUGGAAACAGACUGGACUUGGCUGCAGGCUGGGCCACAUUCCAGAAAGCAAACGGGCUGGUUAUUGGUAAGGCUUACUCAUUUGAGUUCAAGCCCGGGAAGAAUGUCAUCCAGGUCCAGAAGUUGAAGACUGUUAAGUAG
Messenger RNA from Striga hermonthica, 561 nucleotides. The record is from the annotation of a GenBank genome assembly. Lineage: Eukaryota; Viridiplantae; Streptophyta; Magnoliopsida; Lamiales; Orobanchaceae.